Molecule: messenger RNA, 1101 nt
Organism: Entamoeba dispar SAW760
Lineage: Eukaryota; Evosea; Mastigamoebida; Endamoebidae
Product: tRNA-dihydrouridine synthase, putative
Exons: 2
Coding region: 1-1101 (366 amino acids)
Biological process (GO): tRNA dihydrouridine synthesis
Cellular component (GO): cytoplasm
Molecular function (GO): tRNA dihydrouridine synthase activity
Source: RefSeq, a predicted model, not a curated record
AUGGAAAAGCAAGACCAAAAGUUAGAAAACAUAAUGAAACAAGAGAAGUGGUGGAUGGGUAAUAAUGGUGAACAAGUACGUGUAUUAGCACCUAUGGUAGGAAUAUGUACAGUUAGUUAUAGGACUAUGGCUCUUGAUGCAGGAGCAAAUGCUGUAUUCACUGAGGAGUUAGUUUCAAAGCGUUUAUGUGAAUGUAAAAGAGUGGAAAAUUCUGGGCUUAUUCAAUACAUACACAAAAAUGAUGUUAUGCUUACAUUGAAACCAGAACAACAAUCAAAAACAAUACUCCAACUAGGAACCUUUGAUGUUGAAAGUUCAAUUAAAUGUGUUUCGUUAAUCAAAGAGGUAUGUGGAAUUGAUAUUAACUUAGGAUGUGGGAUGUGGUUUAGUACUAAAGGAGAAAUGGGACAAGCACUUGUUAGUAAUAGAGACAAACUUGAAAAAAUAGUUAAGGCUCUUGUUAAACUAGGCAAACCUAUAUCAGCAAAAAUUCGACUUCAACAAACCCAUGAAGAAACAUUAGAGUUCAUUCAAUGGUUGUACUCAUUAGGAAUUAGCAUUAUUAGUUUACAUGGAAGACACCACAAAGAAUUAUAUGGUGUUGAUUGUGAUUGGGUAGAGUUAGAGAAAGUGGUCAAGGAUUGUCCUUAUGAUCUUAUUCUCAAUGGAGAUAUUUGUAAACAAGAAGAUAUCACUAAAUUACUUUCAUUUGGAAAGAAUGUUAGAGGGGUGAUGAUUGGAAGGGCUUCAGGAAUACAUCUUGGAUUAUUUAAUCCACAAGGAGGGGAUUAUGUCUUUGAUGAAAAUAAGACUAAAAUGAGAAUGACUGACUUUGUUCAACGGGCAAUAAGAGAUGGAUUAAGGUUUACAAAAAUCAAAUUUGUUCUUCUUCAAAUCAUCAGGUAUGAGAAGGAUUAUCCAUUCGGAUCAUGGAGAAGAGGAAAAACAACACUUAAACUCAAUCAAAUGAACCAACGCAUUUCUUCAUCAAAAACUAUUGAGCAAUUGAUUGACAUAAUAUCUCUUCCUGAGUUGAAGAAAGAACUUGUUCAAUCACAAAACACCAACGAGAGUAUUGAAGAAGAAAAGAAAUUAAAGUAA